This is a messenger RNA of Amborella trichopoda, 3866 nucleotides long. Its product is annotated as UDP-Glycosyltransferase superfamily protein. The record is from RefSeq and is a predicted model, not a curated record. Lineage: Eukaryota; Viridiplantae; Streptophyta; Magnoliopsida; Amborellales; Amborellaceae.
ACAGCUCUACCAUUUGAGUUCAUCCCACUAACGCACCCCCCUCCUCUCUCUCUCUCUCGCUGACAAGACCUCUUCCUCUAUAAAACUAUCCUACUAACUGAUACCCCCACCUCCACUAACGCUCCUUUCUCUCUUCAAGAGUUCUCCCGCCUUUGGAGAUGGCCAAGAGUUCUUCAAGCCCAGAAGAUGAAUUCCUCAACAUUGAGGAAAACAAAAAUAGCAAUCCCCAACAGAGCAGCAGCAACAACAGGGGUGGUGCUUUCAAGAGAAGCCAAAGAAGCUGUUCUCAAGAGCAAAAGAGCCCCACUUCUCACUCUAGCACAAUGAGAUGGAUGCGGGCUUCGCGAUCUCAGCAAAAUCCCUGGAAAAGGGGGGUUAAUUCAAGAUGGUGGUGCUUUGGCUUCUCCUUUCCAAAGGGGGUGUUACAGAUUAUAUUCCUUCUUGGUUUUAUUGUUUUUGUGUUUCUUGUGGUGGAGUCAUUGAUGAUGAAAAGGAGCUCUAGAUUAGGAUUUAUUGGACAUCCAUUAGAGACUGGACCUUUCAGUUUUGCUGCUCCACUAAGAUUCUACUCCUUUGAACUCGAUCGACGCUUUGCCGAGAAGGGUCGUGAACUAGAAAUAUUGCGUGAACAACCGCGACUUGCAGUUCGCCCUCCUCUUCUUGCCAUUGUUAUGUCAAGUAUGGAUGCUGACGCUUCAUCUUUGAUGUUGAUUACACUUGGGAGUAACUUACAGUUGCUUGGUUAUAAGCUUCAGGUUUUUGCAUUUGUGGUUGGUAAAACUCUUGGAGCUUGGGAGAAAAUUGGCUGUCGAGUUUCCAUUUUGGAUGACAAAAGUCUUCACUCAGUGGAUUGGACGAAUUUUGAUGGGGUGUUAUUGACCUCUCUUGAAGAAAAAAUAGUAGUUUCAAGCCUCUUGCAAGAACCCUUCCUUUCUGUGCCGCUCAUAUGGAUUGUACAAGAAGAAACUCUUGGUGAGCGUCUUCCAGUGUAUGAAGAGAAUGGGUGGAUUGGUCUUGUUAGUGAGUGGAUAAGUGCUUUUAGCAGGGCCAAUGUUCUGGUCUUUCCAGAUUUUACGCUUCCAAUGAUGUAUAGCAAACUCGAUACUGGAAACUUUUUUGUAAUUCCUGGAUUACCAGUGGAAGCAUGGGAAUCAGAAGCCAGUGUUCUGAGAGAUGUAAAUCAGCUACGAAAAGACAGUGGCCUUCAAGAAGAUGAUCUGAUUAUUUUUGUCACUGGGAGCCCUUUUGCUUAUACUGACUUACCUUUGGACUAUGACGUUGCUGUUCAUGCAAUAGGAUCUUUUCUAAAGGACAGCCAUGUAUCAUUCAAAUUCUUUUUCUUUAAUGGCAAGUCUAAAGAUGGUGAUCUGGAGACUAUGCAGGAACUAACUUCACGAUUGGAUUUCCCAGUGGAUUCUAUGAGGUUUUAUGGUGAGGAUGACUAUAUUAAUGAUGUCCUUUCCAUGGCUGACAUCGUUCUUUAUGGGUCCAUUCAUGAAGAGCAAGUGCUCCCUCCAUUAUUCCUUCGAGCAAUGAGCUUUGGAAUUCCAGUCAUGGCUCCUGAUCUACCUUUUGUGAGAAGAUAUAUCCAGAAUGGUACUCAUGGUUUGAUUUAUCCCAUGAAUGAUACUGGGAGGUUGAUUGCAACUUUCUCAUCUCUAGUUACGGAUGGAAAGCUGAACAAUUAUGCUCAUAUGCUUGGUUAUUCUGGAAGGUUGCAUGCAAGAAACAUGUUUGCUUUGGAUUGCAUUACUACUUAUGCAAAACUUCUAGAGAAUGUGUUGCAGUUUCCUUCAGAUGCAAUGCUUCCAAAACCUGUUUCAAGACUCCCUGCUCAUGAGGUGCAAUGGGCGUGGGACCUUAUAGGGAAUGAAAUAGCUAUGACAGAUGGUCAAAUAUUGGGGGAGGGUGUUAGAAAGCCAAACAGAUUGCAUAGAAAUUCAAAUGUGAUGUCUGCUAUUGAAGAAAGUUGGAAGAGUAGCAUGAAUGCAUCUGAUGAUCAAAUUGCUGAGGAUAUCCCUACCCAACAGGACUGGGAUGACGCAAGAGAUACAGAAAUUUCUGAAGAAUACGAAAGACGAGAAAUGGAGGAGCUGAAUGGGCAGAUGGAGACUGAUGUGGAAUCAUGGGAGGAUGUACGCAGAAAUACCAAGAAAUUCGAAAAGGUGAAGGUUGAAUCGAAUGAAAGAGAUGAAGGGGAGCUUGAAAGAACGGGCCUUUCACUGUGUAUCUAUGAGGUUUACGAUGGGGCAGGCGCCUGGCCUUUUCUGCAUCGUGAUUCACUCUAUCGUGGUUUGAGUCUUGCUCCAGGAUCACGAAGAACUAAUUCAGAUGAUUUGGAAGCUGUUGAACGUCUUCCGCUUUUGAAUAACACUUACUAUAGGGAUGCUUUUUGUGAACUCGGUGGUUUGUUUGCUAUUGCUAAUGGGACAGAUAACAUCCACAAGCAUCCUUGGAUUGGUUUUCAGUCAUGGCGUGCCAGUGGAAGGAAGCUGUUACUAUCAACUAAGGCUGAAAGAAUACUGGAGGAAACUAUACAAAGAGAAACUGAGGGAGAUACAAUCUACUUUUGGGCAAGCAUGGGCAAAACUAUUCUUCCAGAAAUAAAGCAUAAGAAUUAUAAUUUUUGGUCGAUCUGUGACAUCUUAAAUGCCAGGCGUUGCAGGACCAGUUUUGCAGAGGCCUUCAGGCUGAUGUAUGCUUUGCCAUCGAACGAGACAGCCCUCCCUCCAAUGCCAAGUGAUGGUGAGCACUGGUCUGCCCUUCACAGUUGGGCCAUGCCAACACGUUCCUUCCUGGAAUUUGUGAUGUUCUCACGGAUGUUCACUAGUUCCCUGCUGGAUAGCCAGAGACUUAAUCCCCAGAGGAAUGAUACAUGCUUGUUGGGAUCUUCAAAGAUAGAGAAAAGGCAAUGUUACUGCCGUGUUUUGGAAGUUUUGGUGAAUGUGUGGGCAUAUCACAGUGCGAGAAAGAUGGUUUAUAUAGACCCCAUCUCAGGUUUGCUUGAGGAGCAGCAUCCUGUAGAGAAGCGAAUUGGAUCAAUGUGGGUUGCUCACUUCAACAACACACUGUUGAAGGACAUGGAUGAGGAGUGGGCAGAGCAGGCCGAUGAUGGUGACCAUCCCCCAGGUAGCACUGAUGGUGGCACGUGGGUGUGGCCAUCGACUGGGGAAGUGUAUUGUAAAGUAAUAUUUGAUAGAGAACAAGCUGAGAAAUACAGAGCCAAGAUGGAGAAGACAAGGAAGGCCAUGGAGAAGCUCUUGGAGAGGCAGAAGUAUGGUUAUAAGCAGAAGACACUAGGAGGCUGAGAAAGAAGCUGAGGAAGAACAAGCAUUGGAGAAGUCGUGCCUUCUUUCUCCUCUUUUCGUUUGUGUUCUAUUGGGAAUCAUUAUCUGCUGACCAUUCAUUGAUGCUACUGCAAUAAACCAAUCACGCUGCUAGAUUGAACGUCCAUGAACUACAAUCCAAGUUAAUCUCUGCUCAUUUGAAGGCUAUCACACUCAAUGGGUGGAAUUACACGAAGUGAAGGCAGUCUAUCAGCCAUGUCUUGUUGCAUUUUUGUUAAAUGGAACGAUUGGAAAUGGUACUGAGUUCAAUUAAUUGCAUUUUCCAUUUUGUGAUGCCACUCUCCUGUUAUUGAUCAUAUUUUGGGGAAUAUUUAUUUCUACUUUUCAAUCUUCUGAUCCAUGCUCUCGUACUUGUUGAGCACUGAGGUAUGUGCGACAUUGGGUUGCUAGGUUGGUUGUCCUUCAAGGAGAAUCUCAAAAUAUUACUCAAAUGAAGCAGAAUCUCGAGAUAUUUCUAAACUGUAGACUUUAAUUUUUAGAGCAAAUAAUAUUUGAUGGGCGCUACCCCUUUUGUGCGGA